GGUAAUCCACACUAAUCUUCACUACGUUACCAAAAUGAAGGGACAUUACUUAUUUGCAAUACUUUUAUUGAUAGUUUUAUACGGUACUGUCAGGGGUGAUGAUAAAGCAGGAUCAAUAAUAGCUGUUAAAACUGAUGAAACAGAACAAAGGGAUGACGAAACAUUAGUACAUUCAUUCAWCGAUAGAGAAGAUCUUGAAGUAUUCCAACCAACAUCUGAAUGGCAAACUGUUCAAUCAGAUCAGGCUAUUCCGCCAGGUUUACACGUGAAAAUCGAUCUUCAAUCAGGAGAGAAGCAAGCUAAGUUGAUGGACGGUGAUGAUGGAAAAAGAUACAAGAAUCACGAAAAGAAAAAAUACUCUAGGGAGCAAAAUCAUUCAAAGCAAAAGUUUGUUCAAAUUGACAAAAAUAUAUUUUCUAAACAGCAUCUCAAGGAUGCUUUGAAAGACUUCAAAGAUAAAUUCCAUAAUGAGAAACCUGGAGACGAAAAAGAGAAAGAGAUUAAAGCAAAUAUUAAGUUCAGGUCAAUCGAGGAAAUAAGAAAAGACCUUCAAGAUGCUAAUCUGUUCCCGAAAAAAGACAUUGAUGUCAUCAAGGAGCAUUUACAAAUACUAAACAACACCUCAUCUUCAUUAGAAGAAAAAGAACAUGCUUUGAAUGAGCUGGAAUACUAUCUUCAUCAGACAGAUAAUGCUAUUGAUUUUGAUACUAUUGGAGGGCUUAAACUGGUUAUCAAACUGUUGAAUAGUACUGAAGAACAACUCACAGCUACUGCAGCCUAUGUACUUGGCUCUGCAGCUCAGAGCAACCCCACUGUGCAGAAAGCAGCACAAAAGUAUGGUGCCUUGACCAUACUCUUAAGAUUACUAUCACCUCACCAUUCAAUGAAAGUUCGACGCAAAGCUUUGUAUGCUCUUUCYGCUUUAAUUCGUUUGUGCUCUACAACUCAAAAAGAGUUUCUCAAGAUGAAUGGAAUGGAAAMUCUUCUAAAGAUUCUAGUUGAACCYGGUACUGGACAAAUAAGGACUAAAAUUGUAACAUUGAYGACAGAUAUUCUCACUGAACAGUUUGAUUUGGUAAAGAAAAAAGCAAAGCAGCAGGGUGCUCAAGACAUWRCAUCAAUUCUGAAACAAGUACCUCUUCUAAAGGUGAUGGUCAAACAGGGCUGGUGUARAUUAGUCCCAGAUCUUCUUCACACAACAGAUAACGACACAAGAGAGAAAGUCUUACAUGCUCUGAACAUUAUGGCAGUUGGCUGCCGACAAGAAUUCAAAACUUCGAAAAUUUUUAAUAAUCUUGACAAUUUACAAACAGAAUGGCAAAAUAUUGCCAAAGAUGUCGAUAACGAGGAUGGAGAAUAUUUCAUGCAUUUGACGCAGUUAGUUUCAGAAUUAAAAAAUAGAUUAAACUAAGUAAUAAUAUAUAUAUUGUAAAUAGACCCAUUUCAGACUGUGUCAUGCUCUUAAGAACGAAAUUGUUUGUUUGAGUUGUAUUCAUAUUCAUGUGUCUUUUUAUGAUACUCUAUGGAACGACACGUGGUCUGRAAUGGGAAAACAUUACGCCCAAGGUAAAGARGUCUAGUCUGCUUGAAUAAAUUGAGAGGGCGUGCUUGUAAUUUGGURAAUGUAAAUAAAWUAUUCCUUAAUAGCUAGAYAUUUUUAUGAGCAUSAAGAAAAUAUAUAUCGAARAUAGUAUCAAGAUCGACCAUUUCGUAUAAUUCAGUAUCUUUCAAUAAAUUCGUAGCACAGAAAAUCGCA
Actinia tenebrosa (Australian red waratah sea anemone) is the source of this 1756-nucleotide messenger RNA. RefSeq names its product nucleotide exchange factor SIL1. Gene Ontology annotation, cellular component: endoplasmic reticulum. Gene Ontology annotation, molecular function: adenyl-nucleotide exchange factor activity. NCBI's taxonomy places the organism in Eukaryota, Metazoa, Cnidaria, Anthozoa, Actiniaria, Actiniidae. The record is from RefSeq and is a predicted model, not a curated record.